AGAGAUGCCACACUCGCUCCGCGGUUCGCAUGGCGCUCUGAAGACGCCGGCGCCCGCCGCCUUGAGGAGCCGCUGCCCCCGCUCCCUGAAGAUGGGGGAACAAUGAAAUAAGCGAGAAGAUUCCUCUUCUCCCCCCUCUCUCUCUUACCCCCUCCCCCCCUCCCCUCCCCUCUCCCCUUGACUCCUCUCCGAGGCACCAUGCUGACCCGCCUGUUCAGCGAGCCCGGCCUCCUCUCGGACGUGCCCAAAUUCGCCAGCUGGGGCGACGGCGACGACGACGAGCCGAGGAGCGACAAGGGCGACGCGCCGCCGCAGCCGCCGCCUGCGCCCGGGCCGGGGGCUCCUGGGCCCGCCCGGGCCGCCAAACCAGUCCCCCUGCGUGGAGAAGAGGUACCAGAGGCCACGUUGGCGGAGGUCAAGGAGGAAGGCGAGCUGGGGGGCGAGGAGGAGGAGGAAGAGGAGGAGGAAGAAGGACUGGACGAGGCAGAGGGCGAACGGCCCAAGAAGCGAGGUCCCAAGAAACGCAAGAUGACCAAGGCGCGCCUGGAGCGCUCCAAGCUGCGGCGGCAGAAGGCGAACGCGCGGGAGCGCAACCGCAUGCACGACCUGAACGCAGCGCUGGACAACCUGCGGAAGGUGGUGCCCUGCUACUCCAAGACGCAAAAGCUGUCCAAGAUCGAGACGCUGCGCCUAGCCAAGAACUACAUCUGGGCGCUCUCGGAGAUCCUGCGCUCCGGAAAGCGGCCCGAUCUGGUGUCCUACGUGCAGACUCUGUGCAAGGGUCUGUCGCAGCCCACCACCAAUCUGGUGGCUGGCUGCCUGCAGCUCAACUCCCGCAACUUCCUCACGGAGCAGGGCGCCGACGGCACUGGCCGCUUCCACGGCUCGGGCGGCCCAUUCGCCAUGCACCCCUACCCUUACCCGUGCUCGCGCCUGGCGGGCGCACAGUGCCAGGCAGCCGGCGGCCUGGGCGGCGGUGCGGCGCACGCCCUGCGGACCCACGGCUACUGCGCCGCCUACGAGACGCUGUAUGCAGCGGCCGGAGGUGGUGGCGCGAGCCCGGACUACAACAGCUCCGAAUACGAGGGCCCGCUCAGUCCCCCGUUGUGUCUCAAUGGCAACUUCUCACUCAAGCAGGACUCGUCGCCCGACCACGAGAAGAGCUACCACUACUCUAUGCACUACUCGGCGCUGCCCGGCUCUCGGCCCACCGGCCACGGGCUGGUCUUCGGCUCGUCCGCUGUGCGCGGGGGCGUACACUCGGAGAAUCUCUUGUCUUACGAUAUGCACCUUCACCACGACCGGGGCCCCAUGUAUGAGGAGCUCAAUGCGUUUUUCCAUAACUGAGACCUCGCGCCAGUCCUUUUCUUUUUCUUUUGCCUUUGCCCGUCCCCCUGCCCCAGCCCCCCUCCGAUCGCAGGGGCACCCUCACCUACCCCGGCGGCGCCGGGUGCAGGGAGCGGGCCGCCGGUCCUGCCGCUCUUCUGGGCAGAGCCGUCUCUUGCCUAUAGGUGGCCCGUCCCAGGGGCCUCGCUUUCCCCAGGGGACUCGCCUUCUCUCUCCCCAAAGGGUUCCCUCCCUCUCUCUCCUAGGGAGUGCUUCUCCCGGGACCACUCUCCGGGUCCUCCCUGGAGACCCCCCAACUCCCAAUAACUUCACUUACGUUUUCUCCUCCCCCUCCUCCCUGCAGGCCCAAAGGAGUCGGUCAGGGGGCAGCUGAGCUGUGGGACGCGGUUUUCCCCUGUCAUCAUUAUUAUUUUAAAAACAGACACCAAGCUGCCGAGGCCCGAAAGGAGCUGGGCGCCCCCUCUUUCUUGAAGAGGGCAGAAGUCAGGGCGCCUUCACCUCCAACUCCGAAUCUCCGCGUUUUGUAAUUUUAAUUUUGGCGGGAGGGGAUGUGGAUUGAGAGGAAAGAGAGAGGCCAAGACAAUUUGUAACUAGAAUCCAGUUUUCCCUUUUCCUUUUUUUUUAAACACAAACAUACAAAAAA
Messenger RNA from Urocitellus parryii (Arctic ground squirrel), 1990 nucleotides. Lineage: Eukaryota; Metazoa; Chordata; Mammalia; Rodentia; Sciuridae. The record is from RefSeq and is a predicted model, not a curated record.